AUGAUAAGGUACAUCAGUAGAGUGAUUUAAGACAUAAGCAUUUAAUAAAAGAAGGAUUUUCAUAAUUCAAACGAAUUUAGGCUUCUUAAGAAGGCAUUAAUCCGUUUAAAUACUAUCUCAAUUAUUUUCAAUAAGGUGAACGAUUUAAAUUAUUAACUUUUCAUAUUUAAUGACAAUCAAAUCAUGAAUGCUCUGAUAUUAGAAGUGUAUUUUUCUGACAUUGAGUCAGAAAUUGAUUUAGAUUAAAAUAGCUAGUAAAAUUUGGAGCAAGGAAAAUUCUUUCAAAGGAUGUUUAAUAACAACUUAAUGUCAAAGACUUUAUCAAUGGGAUUUGAAAAAACAUUUAACACAAUGAAAUUAUUCGAGAAAUAAGAUUUCUAAAUACUUUCGAUAAGAAGAGUGAUAUAUGAAAUCAUAGCAGGAGUAGAAAUUAUUAGGAAACUUAGAUCUUAAUUAAUAACUGGAACAUUUGCGAUAAUGAAGAUCAUUGAAAACUAUCUUUUAAAGGGUAUCUCAGAAUUCUUAGAAAAAAAUAAAGACAAGUUAAAUGAAUUAUAAAAAAGGGAUAGAAACAAUACCGAUAGUAAUAUGAUGAUAAAUGAUUAUAGUAAAGAAUUUUAUGAAAGCUUUUCACUUCUCUACUAGUGCCUUGUUUAGCUUAGAUAUUCAUUCGACCACAAAUUUAAAAUUAAAGCAGAAAUCACCAGUUUAACUUUUGAAUUUAAAGUAGAGGUUGAUGAAAAUAAUUAGGUUAAAAAAUUCUAAAAAAAGGUUGAGAAGCUCUAAAAUAAGUUAGAUAACAUAUACUUUGCAGAAAUAUUCUAAUUUCUAGAAAAAUUUAUCAAACUUGACAUUGGAGAAUAGUAUAACCUAAAGUAUUAAAAUUAGAGUCCAUAAUAGAUUCUCUUUGAGUUGUAGAAAAAUCUAAAAUCUUAGCCUAUUCAAUCAGACCAAAAUUAAGAAGAAGAGGAAAGAAAAGAAUAUGAAAAAUAUUUACAAAGUGAUGCCUUUAAACUAGUUUAGGAGAAUAUGCUAAAUGAGCUUUUGAAUAUUAAGAAUUCAACACUUAAGACUCUUGAAUUAAACUUAGAGGAAGCUUAUGAAUUCUGCAAUAAUUUGUAUCAAGAUUAAGAACAAAGAAAGAAAAGUUUUAUUAGUAAAUCUGAAAUAAUCAAGAGUUUCUUUUAUUAUCUUCUUGCGCUAAUAAGAGGUAUAAGAGCCUUUAAUUUCACAGAGAAUAUAUGCAAAUAUCUUAAACUUAGUUUCGAAUUCCUAAAGGAAAAGGCUUCAGAUAGUAAAUAGAGAAAGAUUAAAGAUGCAAUCAGUAUAUGCUAUGAAAAACUUAGAAAUAAGGCUUUGAAUGAUGAAAAUUUAAAAGAAAUUGCAGAUUUUUAAAGCAACAUUAAGUUGAUGGCAGUUUUAAACAAAGAGAUUAGUAGUUAUGUCCUUGAAAGGAUAGCCAAGAAUCCAAAUUUGAAACAAAAGCUUGAGAUUAAAGUAGAUUUAAUAGGUUUGAGUGGUGCAGGAAUUUAGUUUAAAAAUUCCACCAUCAAGAUCUAAAUUAGCAGUAAGUGGUGGAACUUAGUUUUAGAUGAAGUGAAAAUCGGAGAAAAGGAUUAGAAUUACUUUAUUGGUUUUAGAAUAUUGAAAUUUGAUAAUAGUAGAAGAUUUUAUGUCAAGUUCGAUUAGCAACAAGGAAUAAGUUAAGAAAUCGCAUCAUUUGUUUUCAAGAUUAAAGUUGAUUAUUAUGAAUCUUAGAGAGAUGUUAUGCUUCCUAAACUAAUCAAAUCCUAUCUAGAAUUGGGUCAAGGAAUUUACAAAAGAAUGGCAACAUUUUGGAUAUUCUUCCUUAGAUUAACAUAGCUCUCUGGAUAUUCAAGACAAUACUAAUACAUCUCUUCAACUUCCUAUCUUUUGAUUCUUAUCAAUUUCUUAUAAUCCUAAUACUAAUUGCCAAAUCUUUAAGAGGAUAAAGAUAAAUAUAAUCCCUCAUUUCUUUCAUAAGAAAAAUUAACCACAUACGAAAAAGAAUAAUAUGAAAAGAGAAGAAGUCUCGACUCAAAAAAUAACAACUAUAAUCCAGAUAAAAGGACUUUAACAGUUUCGUAUUUCAUGCUAAAUGAUGAUUGGGCAAAGUCGAAGGAUGAAUAAUUGAGAUAAUAACGAUAAAAGAUAUUGCCCUCGAGCCAUAAAGAAAAAUUUGAAGUAACCUUGAUGAGAUUUUUUAGAUUUAUUUGCAACAAAAUUUCGUAAAGAAGUAUGAUAAUUGAUGUCUAAAAAGGAAAAAUGAAAAGUACAAACAGAGAUCCCAAUUAUUUCUUAGUAAUUUGGCAUCCAUUUAUUCCCCAAAUUAAUCUUGCUGAAUACUUCACAAAUGAAAAAGAAUUUCAAAGACUCAUCAAAAUGCAUAAGGAAUUGAUAAGAGCUGCAGGAGAAAACAGAUUAAUGGAAUUUAUCAUAAAUGUAGCAAAAGAAUUCCCUGAUGAUACAAUGAAUUGA
Molecule: messenger RNA, 2499 nt
Organism: Stylonychia lemnae
Lineage: Eukaryota; Ciliophora; Spirotrichea; Sporadotrichida; Oxytrichidae
Source: the annotation of a GenBank genome assembly